GUUACAACGGAGAACGCCGUCAUUCCAAAGAGUUGACGCCUUCUUUCAUAGUUACUCGAAUUAGCCACAGUAACACUUGCAGCCGUGGGGUUCGCACAGUUAUUUUGAGUUUUAUCUUGGAGAAGUUUUUCUGUUCUUUAUUGUUGGAAAAUUUCAGAUGUUGCGAGCGUUUGUUCUUCUGUUCGCCGGUAUGGCGUCCUUUUGCGGUCUAUCAAGUGAGUACGUUCAUUGAUAAUUUUGAAUACUGAGAUAUUGUCAUGUUCUGUGGGCGCAAUUAUUAAACUCUACAGAUAUUUCUUCGAAGUUAGCCUAGUAGACUCUAUUUAAAUGUUUUUGGAGCUAAACGAGGGAAAUUUGUUCAGCCACAUAGGUACAUGUCAUAGGGCGACAGUUGUGAUAAACGUUGCUUAUUCGAAUGGAGAUCUCUUGUGUUGUUCUCAGGCAUCUCGACGCGCGUGGCCUAUUCAUUUUUCACUUUUAGGGCUUCAAUUUUUGCUGCGGUCAUGCAGAGAAGAAACUUUAAGCAGAGACAGUACGGUUUAUCCGUCGCUACCUCAAAAUAGCCUUUGUGAACGCCCCAUGUUCAGUUUCAAGCGGCGUGGCUUUUUUUGGAAGGAAUAGAUUCAGUGCUUUCACUUCCUCGUCUACUCUUCCUCCAGUCACCUACGAUCUGUCGUUUAGUAUUUUCUAAUUUUAAAGAACUCUGAGCCAAGAAAUUUAAAAUUUUACUACCGAAGUAGAAAUCUGGUCGAUUGCAGUGUGAUAUACACGAAGAGUUCAAAAUUGACUUCAAGUCACAUUGUUGAAGAAACGUUGAAAGCUGAAAGCGAGAACGUGUUAUGUCACAAUGUAGUGUGGUCAGUCUAGAGUUGCGUUGUUCUUUCGUUUCAAAUUUUCAAUGUACUCUGUAGGAUCCUUUUCUGUUUUCUGUCGGCUUUAUCUUCAUUAACCUUGUUUCGUCCUUGACCGAUGCCGUACGAGAGAUGUGUUGUCAUGCUACAAGUAUUUCUUACCAAACAUCAACAUUCCUUGUUAGAGCUUUUAUUUAUUUUCAGGAGUGUUCAUAAUACAUUCAGAAUAGAGGUCUCUGUUCAUAAGUGGUUCUUCCUUCUUUUUGGUAGGCAAAUGGAAGAUUUUUGGGAGCGUAACGGGUAUUCCUUUCGUCGUAUUGUUAAGAGUAAACAUAAAUGUCUUCCAUAACUGAAUCACGCGCCCGAUAUGAACUACUGAGAGAAAUCCAUAAAUAAUCAAACUCGCGAAAAGGGUUUCCUUUGAGCUAAAAAUUAUUCUUAAUAUUCAUAGGUGACAAAUGUAGGAAGUCUAUUUCCGAGUGACGUGUUACUCUUUUUAUGUCACCUACUACGAAAUACCCCUAAUUAACCAACUCACCGAGCAAGACCUUACUUUAGCAUCAAAUUAUUUCAUGUUAUUUUUACGAUAAACCACAAGUUUACAUUCUCAAAAGCUUCCAUCUUCCAAUUGAGUUCUUUUCGUCUCUGUAUGUUUACGUUCUAUUGAAAAGAAAGCAUUUCGGUUAAAUAUUUACUCUGUGGGCUUUUAGCUUGAAUCGAACGUGACUUGAGAGAUUCGAAGUUGUUUUGUUUCACUCAAAAUCUAUUGUUACAAGCAGAGCUUGAAUGCCGUCCUGCGCGCGAAAGAUCUGCCGGUUUUUUUAAAUUCUGAGAUAGUUGGAUAAAAAAAAUUUUAACGUUUAGCUUAACUGACAGUGACUUAUAAAGUCAGUACCUAUAGGAAUAAUUACCAGUUUUCAUAUCUCUCUUAAAAAGGACAGUUCAUAAUUUCCCUCGAUUUUCCCUCGUUGAAUAAUUUAUGACAGGAUUGAGCCAAAUCAAUCGGCUCUGGAUUUGUAAAUGUUUUAAGCUCCCUUGAUACGUGUUCUGUUUUACGGCAGUGUACGUCAAUUAAGCUGAUAUGACGAGACCUUUUGGAAAGCUCUGCGAUUUUGCACGUUUCAUCUCUGAUAAGGAUCACGUAACAAACAUUUUGAAAAAGGCUUCUUGUUUGUAAUGUUGUGAUUCAGUCCACUCUGUUUAAUAAAGACAGCUUGCCUACUGACGUUAGUUAGAGACUCCUUAGAGAGGCAAUGCCUUGAAGAGACAGAGUGAAUCUUUAAUUGAGUUGUUGUUCGUUAAGUUAAAAAAAAUUGUUUUAAUUUAACUAAAUUGUAUGUUAUUCGUGAAGCCAUCAAUCUUUUAUGUCAGCUGUUUUUCAUCACAUGUGAAGUAUGAUAAACAAGCAUAGAGGAAACUGUUUGCAUGUUCUAUUUUUCUCUAAGGUCAAAGCUUGUCAUCCAGUGCAUAGUGUAACUAGACAUAUCUUUACGUGGUUUAGUGCACGCGUUUUCAAAUUUUUUAUGUUCUUCAUCCUAACUUUUAACUUUUGUCUGUGUGAAGUUGUUUUUAGCACUUGGAUCAUGGAGGAAAUGGGUCACUUAAUUUAUAUUUUUGAAACUGAGUUCCUAGUUUUAAAUACCUCUUUCCUCUCUGUGCACCCUAUUCACUUAGGGCCCCAAGAUAAUGGGAGUAUUUCGCCCUACUGACUGUCACACAUUUCCUUGCAAAUUGGAUUGGGGAAUUUGGUGUUUGAUCAAUAUAGUACCCUCUUACCGAUGAGGUUGUCUAUUCUCCUUACCUGUUUGCAAGAUGUAUUGGUAAAUUAGACGUAGGCCCAGACUACCAAAUUUGAUAUUUACAUAGCAAUGUUUGAAAGUCAUAUCAAGCGAAAUGGAUUGUUUUGAAGUACUUAUUUACCUUUUCUUCCUUUUUUUUAACUUUUUUUUAUAGUGGCUACUGUAACUCUAUCAAAAACACUCAUUACACCCUCACCUGGAAAGACAAACAGUGUUACUUGUACUGUGAGCGGUGGUGAGAGAUUUAUAGGAUGGUUUGAUCCAGCUGGUAAAAAAGUACCCACAUCAUCCAGUGAAAAAAUUUUUGUGGAAACUACUGGAAAUAAACACAAGCUCAAACUCACAGAUGUCAAGGUCUCCUAUGGGGGAACUUAUACAUGUAAAGGAACCACAAAUUCAGAAUCUUUGAAAGUGCAUGUUGAAUGUAAGUUACACAUUACUUUGCUUAUAACCAAUGUUUCUGCCCAAGCAGCAAAUAUUUGCUGCCUAUAUUGUGGAUUUUGGACGGAAACCUUCCAAGUUCAAACAGCAGUUUUAAACUGCUGCAGUAGUUUUUUAUAAAUUCUCUAUAAGUCCUUUAAUAAAACCCUCUUGAAGCCCUCAUAACUCUUUUCAGGUACAGACCUUUGAUAGUUUGUUUAAGGUCAUGGCUAGAACUGAUUCCUGUAAGCAUUUUGACCUCUGAGAGUGACCAGCAUCUAAUUUCUCUGUACAAUAUUAUACCCCUGAAUCAAACAUUCAGGUCACAGAAUUAGAAGGAAUGAUUAAGUGCAGCUCUUGAUUGUGAAACAAAUUCUCCUUGUCAGCAUCAUAGGGAACGUAUAGAGAAUGGUAUGGAGAUAUUUAUACUGAUGGUAAUGUGUAGAGGAUUAUCUAACAAGUCAACAACUAUAGGCAACCUAGAAAACAACUGGACUUGAAGAGACUCAAUGAAACUGACUGCAACUAACAAUGCUUCCUGUGUCUUCUCUUAAAUAAAGAACAGCGCAAAAUUGACCAAAAAUUCCUCUGUUUAUUUCAGUUGACACAUCAGACGUUGACACUGUGCAGCACAUCCAAAUAGAUAAAGAAGGCACCAUAAGACUUGGCGUUACUGGCUUCCCCACACCAAUCUUUACCUGGAAGAAAGGCUCAAAAAGAGUUGGUCCAAAUGUAAACUCUCGCUACUCAAUUGAAGAUGAUGGCUCAUUAAAAAUAAGUAAAGUGGAAAAAUCAGACGGGGGGAAUUAUACCUGUGCUAUUGAGCAAGACGGCACUGAGGAUGACGUGAAAAUUGAGGUGUAUGCAGUAGGUAUGUAACCUGACAUAUAACAACUUUUCAUAGAUGCCUUAGUGUUUAGGAUGAUGUUAAAAGUAUGAUGCAUUUUGUUACAAUGAGGGCAGUGUUGGAGAGCUCACUUCCUCAUGGAUAAUGCAAGCAGAGCCACUUAAUGAACAGUAUUCGCUAAAUUGAAAAUCAUUAAUCUUCUUUUGCUCAACUUUUGUGAUGUUCUUAGCUUCAUGGAAUACCAUUCAACCAGUUGUAUCUACAUCAGUUAUAGACCCAUGUUUUCCUCAGCUUCUCCUUGUGAAAGGCAGGGGGAAGAGGUCUCACGUCUUUUUGUGUUCCAUGAGUGGUUUGCUUGGGGGUAAAGUUGUCUAAGUUUAAAAAUAAAGCAACUUAUGUUCUUUUUUUGUCUUCCAGAACUUCCAAAGAUCAAGCCAUUUACUCAAACAAAGAGGUACUUAACAGAGGGAUACCCUGUCACCUUCCUGUGCGAGGCCACAGGCUACCCUCUUCCCAAGUAUAAGUGGUUCUCCCCCAAAGGUGUUGAGUUGAGUGAAUUUGGAAACAUCAAAAUUCAAGAUGGUAAUCUGACCUUCACAAAAGUUGACAGUGCUUUUGAAAAAGGCAAAUAUAAGUGUGAGGCCUACAUUGAGAUAGAGGAAACUCAAGAGCAGGUUGGACGAGCAGAAGCUUUUGUUGAAGUGGUUAAAGUUUAUGGUAAGGCUUAGUAAAUUUACUGCAAAUCAUGAUAAUUAACCAGAGUGGCAAGUUCACAAGAAGAAAAUUGGAAUUUGAGCUAGUACCAUGGAUAAAGCACUUAUGUCAUGAAGUUGGGAUCUUGAGUAAUUUAGUUUAUUGUUGGCGAUGUUUUGGCAUUCCUCAUCCUUAACCAGCUCUCUAUCUUUUUCGGAUAUAUUACCACUUCUUUGCAUGCCGAGUAUGGCAGAUACAUAUGCAUUUUUUCCCUUUCUUACCUUAGAUUUUACACAGUAGAAUCUCCUUUGCUUGCAUAAGAUCUUGUUGAGUUUUGCCAUACUCUGGAAAGACUGGCUCUUCAGUAUUUUCCUAUCUUCUUAUGUUAAUUUUUUCUUUCCUGUGGAUCAUUUAAUAAAUGAAUCACUCAUGCCCACUUUGGGACUAGUACAUCAAUUAAAGGCUACUGGUAAACUUCUCAAGAAAAUACAUUCAUUAAGCAAAUGGAGUUUUUGUUCGUGAAUUGACUUCUUUUAGUUGGCUUUGUGUUUAUGGCUCUGUCUAAAUUGCCACCUGAAAGGUAUUUUGGUUGUAUGAGGAGACUUGUAAAAAACCAACAAUUUAAACAAUCACUUUUUUUAGGGUUGUUGUAUCGUAAAACCCUGCUAACUCAAACAUCUAAGGGAAACUUAAAAUGGUUUGAGUUUUCAUGGGUCUGAAUUAUUGAAAUUGGUGCUGAAUUUCACUUAUAUUGUUAGUGAUUAAUAAAGAAAUCAUGUUUGUACCAUUCUUGCACAAUCAAUAGUCAUUUUGUACAUUUGUUUGUUAUUCAAAAAUUUUUUUCUAAGAAUGUUUAGUCUGGAAAUUUUGCCCAAUGUACUACAAUUUCAUGAUUGUUAUCAUGUUUGUUUCAGCGGUGAUCAGCUGUGCUAUGACACUUUGAAAUUUAUGUUCUAAAUUAAAUUACCAGAGUAAAUUUGAGCCAAGGGAAAGUAAAAUUAGUUAAAAUCAAGAGGGAGUUCAAGCAACCCAAGUUUGAGGUAAAGGGGUAAGUUUCUUAAGAAACUGUGGUGCAGCAUUGGUGGGAGAGUAUAGCAGGUAAUUUAGUGUUAACAACUGGGUUGAAGAGGUAAAUUAGCCACCGUAAAGGGUAAAAAGCUGAUGUUUCGAGUGUUAGCCCUUGGUCAGAGUGAUUGGAAAAUUGAAAUCGAAUCGCUCUGACAAAGGACUAAUGCUUGAAACGUCAGCUUUUUUACCCUUUACGGUGACUCAGUUGUUAACACUAAAAUACAAGUUUGAGGUAGCUGUUAGUAUAUGAAAAAUGGGGGUCAAAUCUGGGGGAGUUGGACUCUGUUCAAUUAAGUUGAUUGUUUAAGUUAACAGAGUUCAAGGUGGUGGACUUUGGUAUAUUUACAUUAAAUUAUAAUUGGAUUUCCAUUUUACAGAUGUCAGUUAACUGACAAAUUUUUGAUUUUCCUGUUUUUAGCUGAACCCAACAUUGAUCCGACCCAAGGUGGUACAGUGGAUGUAAAGAUGAGUGGUGAUUACAAAUUAAUUUGUAAAGCCACAGGAAGACCCACUCCAGAUGUGAGAUGGACCAGGAAUGGAGAGAAAGACCCUCGUGAACAGGUGAGGAUCUUAUUGGUUACCAAACGAGUCAUCUCCCGCUUACAUUAGAUCACCUUUGGUUAGGGUGAUGGUACAUUACAUUAAGAAAAAGAUUGUGUGAUUAUGGGUAGAUUGCAUUAGAUCAGUGAUAGAUUUUAUCCUUCAAUUGAACCAAACCAGUUGAAUGCUUGAUGUAUGCGACUGUCAAAUUAUUCACAAGUGACAUGUAUUGUGUGGAAUGUUAUGCUUUCAAGCAUCCUUGAUCAACAGAUAACUGAUUUGAGAACUGUGUUGUGAUUUAGGGAUCAUUUAUUUUUAUACUCAUGUUUUCUUUGUAUUCAAAUGAGGAUUGGGUAACAGUGCAGGUGGCUACCUUAAUCUGAACAGCCAUUAGAAUUUCAUGAGUCACCAGCUUUUCUGAGAGCCCUGUUGGUUUGAGAGGCUUUUGUCUUGUUGGUAGUUUUGAGUAUUUAUAUGAGAUUGAUUUUAGCAGUGGUUUUUUAUCCCAAACCAUACACAGAGCCUUUGGAAUAGAUAACAAUUGUUCAGUUGUCUCAGUUAAUGAAGAAUCAGGAAAAAUCCUCAUCAUACUUUUUGGUCAAAAAAUUUUCAAUGGUCUUGUUUGGCUAGAACUGUAAUCAUACUUCAUGCAGUUGAAGUGGAUGAUGCAGCUGAUAAUUUUGUAUGCAGAGUGCAGCAAAAGGCAAAAAUCAUUUGGUGUGCCUAGUGCAGGGAUUGCAAUUUUUACCAAUUGUUGCUAUUGGUGUACAAAAUUGCAGAUGUCUGACAUGCCCGAUAUUGGCAAUUUUGUGUGCCAAUUGUAGCAAUUUUAUAUGCCAAUUGCCGUGAUCAAAUUUGUUGUGAUCUGCAAAUAAAAUCACCAGGUGUAUUGCUGGUUCAUGUCUAGUAAACAUGAAAGUGGGCAGCCUAUUGCCAGUUGGGAUUGAUACUAUUAAUUUUAAACAAUUGCCAUACAAAAACAUUAGUUUUUAUAUUCUUCGUACUCUUCCCAAUAUAUUUCCUUUGGUAUUGACAAGGAGAAUUUGUUUAAUAAUCAAAACUUGUUAAGAUGGUAAUCAUUUCCUUUAUUUUCAUGAUCGUAAUGAAUGAUUCAGCAAUUUUACUGCUUGGAGAAAGUAGAUGCUGGUCACUCCUAGGGUUUAAAGGGUUCAGAAAAGUUUCAAGAAGGUUGUGUAUUUCUUGUUUGUGUAGCGAACUAGUGGUCAAAGUAUGAUUGAGUUCAGAAGAAUUCAGGUGGAGGAUGGUGGAGUCUACACAUGUGAAGCAUGGAACAAUGCUGAAGACCAAGAUGGAAAACUAAUUGUUAAAAGACUGAACAAAACAAUAAAUGUUGAAUGUGAGUUUCUACACUAUACAAGACUUGCUUAUGAUAGUUAAAUUCUAGUACACUCAUUUGUGCAACUUCAAGGCUCGGCUACUGUUUGCAAUGUAAAUUUUUGAUUGACACUCUUUUACAUGGAUUUUGUGUUUUGUUCUGUUUCAGCUAACUUUUCUGCACAAACUUAAAGCAGCAUAUACAUUAAAAUUUUGGCCAAUUGGAGGGGUGGUUUAUUAAAAUAGAAUGCCUAGUUAAAAGCUACUAAUGAGUACUGAUUCGACUGUUGCUGAUUCUUAAAAAGUUUUGAAUGAUGCGGCAAUAGAAACAGGUUUUCCUUGUGUUGCUGCCAUUUAAGAAAGUGAAGGAGGAGGGGGGGUGCUUGUUCGACAUUAGGACUUUAGGGGUGGGUGCAUAAUUGGGAGAGGGCACCCAUCAGAGUACUCAUGCUUAUCACUUGGGUAAUCACAAACUAAUUUGGAUUUCACUCAGGCUUGCUGUUACUGAUGUAUAAUAUAUCCUUGUAGCUAAACCUAUUUUUGAUGAGAAGGCUUCAAUCAACCCUGUGUUCUCUUACGUGGGGAACAGUGAUCCAACAUAUGUACGCUGCAAAUACGAGGGAUAUCCUACACCUUGGGUUGUCAUGACUUUCGAUGGAAAGCUGAAGUCCAAUGCUACUGGAACAGCAGAGAUCGAGGUUACAACAGAUGCAAUCAAGUACUUUGGUGACUACAAGUGUUAUGCACAUAAUAAGUUUGGAUGGACAAAUAGAACUGUGACAAUGGAAACAGCAAGUAUGAAAUUUUGUUUAAUGUCACUGAGGAGAUUUGCUAGUGUAGUAUGCAAUGUGUGGCUUUAUGACUUAUUUGUACCUUGUUGUAGAGGGAUUUCUUGACAGUAUACCUGAGUUGCUUCACUGAAAUUUACAAAAGUAGCUUGCACACCCUGAAGGUUAUUUUGGAAAGUCUUUUUGAAAUAAGCUAGUUUGUUAAUUUGUUAUGAAUAAGCCACUUUUUUGAUGAAAUUCUGUAGCAGCAUGAAGGGUGAAUCGCUUAUUAGAUCUUGACCCUACAUAUUCUAAUAUCAGUAUACAAUUUCCUCUUACUGUUCUUUCUACUUUCUUGUUUUGUGUCAAGGGGAAUUUGUUUAACAAUCUUAAGGCUCUGUAUUUGUUGGUCAUUUCUUUCAUACUUGUGACUUGAAUGUUCAAUGCAGUGCUAGUGGUGAUACUGUUAACCCUUAAACCCCUAAGAGUGACUAGCAUCCAAUUUCUCCUAACAACAUUACUGCUGAAUCAAACAUUAAGGUCAUGAGAAUUAAGGAGACAAUCACCAACUUAAAAAGCUCUUGAUUUUUGAACAAAUUCUCCUUGUCAGAACCUUAGGAAAUGUCCAGGGAGUAGUAUGGAGAAUUUGCAUACUGAUGUUAGGGUGUAAAGAGUAAAUAGAAAUCGGAUGCUAGUCACUAGACAAAAGGAGGCGGUGUUUGGUAAAAAUAACUUUAUCAGAACUUUUUGUCUUGCUUUUCAGAAAAGCCAAGUCAGGUUCAAGGUCUGAAACCAGUUCCCACCUGCAAUAGUAUCAAACUUACUUGGAAAGCGCCCAGUGAAAAUGGUGGCAUGCCUAUCAACAAAUAUGUUUUGAAUUACGAAACCACGACGCGUAACGUUGAUGGUGAUUCGACAACAUACACGAUUAAAAACCUGGAACGGAACACUCGUUACAGUAUCAAAGUGAGGGCUACCAACAAGGCAGAAUGGGGAGACAUGAGUGUCGUGGAAACAAAGACUACCCAGUUCUGUAAGUAAAAUUCAAUCAUUGUUACCUCUACAAACCUACAACCUACAAAAUUUUGCUGCUUCUGGUCACUCCUUUACACCCCAACAUCAAUAUGCAUGUUCUCCAUAAUGUUCUGUAGACAUUUAGUCACACUUAUGGUUAAAAAUUGAAAUUAGCUUGCAUGCAUGAUUAAUAAGAAUAUGACAUUAAUAUAUUUCCCUUUACAUCAAGUUCUCAUAUGCAUGAUUACACGCUAGGGUUUCAUCCACACUUUUGUAAACUUAAAAGUUGGCAUCAUAUACAUUUUACAUGAACGAUGAUAAACAGUUUCAUCCAUGGACCGGAAGUCAGCAACACCUUGUGUGACAUAACAAACAGAAGUACCAAUGAUAAAAAGGAUUUGCUCUGUAGCUCUUUGACCUCUCGCAAAAAGGUUUUGUCUGCUCAUCAAAGCUGUGAAGUAAGAAUCUGUCACAUCAUGUAACAAUGAACUAAAACAAAGAGUUCCCCUCAUAGGAAAAGGAGUUAGAGCCACCUAACCCCAGGAGCACCAGCUUCAAGUACAACAUAAUAGACAAUAUGAAUCACAAGCAAGACCUUAGCUGGGUCACCCUUUUUUGACGGUAGUGUCGCCGUCCAAGCGGGGUCAACUUUUCUUUUAAUAAAAACUUUGGCUAGCCCACGUGCCCAGCUGGGUCAACUCGGUCAAGGUCAAUAAGAGCAUGCGCGAGUGCUGUUGUAGUUAACACAUAGUGUCAAGAUCUAAGUCCAGCUCAUCAGGCUUGGUAAAUAAGUGGUCUUGGAGUCCUGCUUUUGUAAAGUCAAUUAUUGACUUUGUUAGCUGGGUUCCCUGUUUUUGUUUUCCCGCCUUUCUUGGUCACAUGACCUUUGUCGCUCAAAAAAUGUUCUGUUUACCGAAAUCGUUUUGAUCAACUGCUUGGUGCUUGCGUUUGUCUUUUAUGUAUUUCCUAUGGUUUUGGGCAUUCACUCGAGUAACGAGGUUAGAGAAGCACUUGAGAAAACCAUUAAAGAUGAAUUUGGUCAUUACAGACUUCUUGACGGAAUAUAAAAAUGUCUGUGAGGUUAAUGUCAUCGACGUCAACGUCGACAUAGUGAAAUUUUAUUCUGAUGAUCAAAACUGACUCGAUCAGCUCUUGGCUUGGGCAAAGGGGUAAUUUUUCAUUUUCUCGUUUAAACACUCGUUUAAGGCUAACAAUGACAGUCACAUCGCCUAGAAAUUAAUAACAUUAAAAAAAAAUACCCUUACCUUACGAGAAGAGAUCUCCUCUCUUCCCUGUAGUGCGACCGCAGUUUUAAAACGCCGCCAUUUUGUCUCUAUUCUUUAGGUGCCCCGGGUCGACCAAUCAUCUACUCGCCCAAGGGCGGUCUUCUGGAGGAGGACGAAUUCACAUUAAAAUGGCUGCGGCCUGAGGACGACGGAGGCGACAGUAACAUUAAAUAUAAACUAGAGUACCGUGUUGAGAGGAAAGGAAGCGAUGGACCUUGGAAAACGAUAGAAACCGAGAAACAAGAGGCGAAAAUCAGUCAAAUGGAUAACCAAGAGACUUACAAAUUUGUCCUGGUUGCCAUCAAUAAAGGGGGCGAAAGCGAGAAGGUGAUAAAGUAUUACAACACAAACUAUCCUGAAGGUAAGAUGUAACUCAGUUAACUGUGUUAAUUUGUAUGAUAAGCUGUUUUGCGCGCCAUUACGCGCGUUUUGAUUGGUUCUUACCGUCAACCUUUUAAUAAUUAUUCCACAAGCGCACGUUGGAUAUGAGAUGGUAGAUAGCCAAGUACCACCAAGGAAGUAAGGAUUGAAUGUGUAAGUUUUUUGACUUUCCCCUACUGUUGUCUUUUUUAGAGACAUCUUCACAAUCAAGCCUCGUGCCCAAAGCGUUUCUUACAAUCUGUCUAGGAGGGAUGUAUCUUCUGCUCUGAUAUUUAUAGUGCCGACGAGUGAUAGUUCAACGCAAGAAACAUUCCUCAAGAAGACAAUAUAAAUUUUGUAGUACGUUUGUUAAUAAUCGAUUGUAGUGAUUUAUACAUCACCCAUCGUAAUGGCACCCGGUUUUCUCGGUUCACAAGAUAAGAGUGCGAUUCCGAGCUUGGACUUAUCUUUCUCUGGUCCUUGAGUUGCCAGGCAACCCAGUCAUUGAAUGGAGGGGGCAAGUUUCUAAAGAAACUGCGGAGGUGCGUCGGUGGGGGUGUCACAAGACUGAUUAGGUUAAUCAACUGAGUAUAUAAUUUAAAUUGGCCGCUCUAUGUUGUGACAUAUUUACAUUAUCAACCUACUCAUUGGCUUGCUAGGGAGCUUAGCGUGUGAACGUGGGAAGGACAGUUGUUGUUUACUGACUGGAUGAUAGCUGUCUAAUUCUGCUUGGGAUUCAGUUGUGUUACAAUACUUGGGCCUUUGCAGUAACGUAAUUUUUUUGGAGUGAAAGUGUAAUCGCGGCUCAUGUCGUAUGGUUUUUUCGUGAUAAUGCGUGUUCUUAAUUUUUAGCCAAGUUUCUUACCCUGGAGUGUUAAUAGAGGUUUUUGAAACGUUUGCGUGGUUGUGAUGAUUAAGUACAUCGUAAUUUUUAAGCCGAACACAGUUAACGAAGCGUGAGUCACGCAACGCGUUUGUCUAUUGACCGCCUGCAUUAUGCUCCAAAUCGCGCUCAAAGGGUUUUUCCUCCUUGAACACGAGGCAUUUUCUUUGUCUCACGAGCUCUAAUAUCUUUUAUAUUUACAUAAGGUAUGAAGGGAAAAAGCAGUUAAAUUCACGUGAAAGUUUGGUGAUGAUACUGUAUGUUUUUGAUCGAUGAUGAAAUGGUUUGUAAAGAAGAAUUAGAUUUGUUUUAACAGAGGGCUUUGCAUUUCAGUAUUAAGCUCCCCAGGUUUUCAGCAAAUACUUAAAUUAGAUGAAAUUUAUGGAUUCUAUUUGGUAAAUUUAGGUAUUAUUGAUGAAAAUAUAGUUAUAUUAAUUUGUUGAUGUUUACGGAGUAAAAGUAGUGGUAAUAGAUUGGUUAGGGUUUGUAGUUUUAUUUGCUUGUUUUUGUAAUCUUUUUUUUAAUUCUUAUAGUUUUCUGAUUUCUACAAGAAAAAGUUGUGAACCCUCUC
This is a messenger RNA of Pocillopora meandrina, 12434 nucleotides long. NCBI's taxonomy places the organism in Eukaryota, Metazoa, Cnidaria, Anthozoa, Scleractinia, Pocilloporidae. The record is from the annotation of a GenBank genome assembly.